Molecule: messenger RNA, 3258 nt
Organism: Rubroshorea leprosula
Lineage: Eukaryota; Viridiplantae; Streptophyta; Magnoliopsida; Malvales; Dipterocarpaceae
Source: the annotation of a GenBank genome assembly
UCAUUGGCCAGAUCGUUUGAAGUCAGGUUGACCACGCUCUCAUUCUUCACGGUCUCAGGUUGAAAAUAGCUAGUAAUGGCGUCACCGUCGUCUCCACCACCUUCUCCGACAUUGUCGUGCAGCUCUUCGUUCUCGUCUGCACCACCGUUGUCUAAGUUCGGUUAUCUCCCCGUGAUGGCUUUCAAGGAGAAAAUCGUUGAGAAAGUUAUGCAGAAUCGCGUCACGCUUAUUGUCGGGGAAACCGGCUGUGGGAAGAGCUCUCAAGUUCCACAGUUCCUCUUGGAAGAAAACUUGGCUCCCAUUUUGUGUACACAGCCAAGGAGGUUUGCUGUUGUAGCUGUUGCUAAAAUGGUUGCAAAAUAUCGUAAUUGUGAAUUGGGUGGAGAGGUUGGAUAUCAUAUUGGUCAUUCAAAGCUAUUUUCAGCAAGAUCGAAGAUAGUUUUCAAAACUGCUGGAGUAUUGUUGGAGGAAAUGCGAGAUAAAGGGCCGAAUGCUCUCAAGUACAAAGUUGUUAUUCUUGAUGAAGCGCAUGAAAGAUCUGUUGAGUCCGACCUUGUUCUUGUUUGCAUAAAGCAAUUUUUAAUUAGGAACAAUGACCUCAGGGUGGUCUUAAUGUCGGCAACUGCUGAUAUUACAAGAUACAGGGAAUACUUCAAUGAUCUCGGUAGACACGAAAGAGUCGAAGUGCUGGCAAUCCCAAGCUCAAACCAGAAAGCCAUUUUCCAGCGAAGUGUUUCAUAUCUUGAGCAGGUGGCUGAUUUUCUUGGAAUAAGCUCAGAGUUAAUAUCAUUGAGAUAUUGUUCUGGUCCAAGCCCUUCUAUGGCAGAUGCCGAAAUUAAGCCUGAAGUGCACAAACUCAUUCAUGAUUUAGUAUUGCACAUUCAUGAAAAGGAGCCUGACAUUGAGAAGAGCAUUUUGGUUUUUCUUCCAACAUAUUAUGCCCUGGAGCAACAGUGGAACCUUCUUCACUCUUUUAGUUUAUCCUUUAAGAUUCACAUUUUACACCGCAGCAUCGACACGGAACAAGCACUUGCUGCUAUGAAAAUAUGGAAGUCACAUCGUAAGGUAAUAUUGGCAACAAAUAUUGCAGAAUCAUCUGUGACAAUACCCCAAGUUGCCUAUGUCAUUGAUUCAUGCCGCUCUUUACAAGUCUUUUGGGACCCUGCUGGGAAAAAAGAUGCUACUGAGCUCGUUUGGAUUUCUAAGUCUCAGGCUGAGCAACGAAGAGGGAGAACUGGUAGAACUUGUGACGGCCAUGUAUAUCGGUUAGUUACAAAAUCAUUUUUCAGUGAGCUUGCAGAUUAUGAGUGUCCAGCUAUACUGAGGUUGUCGCUGCGACAACAAGUGCUGCAAAUUUGCUGUUCUGAAUCCAAAAGUAUUAAUGAUCCCAAGGAAUGGUCCCUAAUAGCUGGUCUCUUUAUGUCAGUGCUGUUGCGGAAAGCUCUGGACCCACCAGAUCCUGCAGUUGUCGCAAAUGCAUUGGAUUUGCUUGUUCAUUUGAAAGCACUAGUAAUAACAUCUCCAAGGGGCCGAUAUGAGCCUACAUUUUAUGGGCGGUUGCUUUCCAGUUUCUCAUUAUCCUUUGAUGCAGCUGUGCUUGUGCUCAGGUUUGGGGAAGUUGGAAUGUUGCGUGAAGGCAUUGUGUUGGGUGUAUUGAUGGAUACUGAACCUCGACCAAUUCUUCGUCCUUUUGGGGAUGAUCUUUUGUUUACAGAGUAUGUAAACCACUACUUUAGUGGGGAUGGUAACAACACUGCCAUAACUGGCCGAAAGGAGGUUCAGUUCAUGGGAAACUUAUGUGCAUUUCAGUUUUGGCAACGUGUGUUUAAGGAUAAGCACCGUCUUGAGCAUUUGAAACAACUUUUGAGGUUCGAGGAAAUUAAAGCGACAACUCAAUUGCAAUACAAGAUUGAGGAAGAAUGGUGUUCUUUCCACAAUCUUGUGCAGUCAUCAUUGCACCAUGUCUCUGAAAUGUAUGAAGAUAUACUAAAUUCAGUGCACCGCUUUCGGCCUAAAUUUCUGGCCGCAUCUAAUGGUCUACCGGGCUACUAUUACCCGUAUGAAUUUGAGCACACCUGUCUUCUAUGUCAACCAGGUAGAGAAACAGAAGCACUUGCUGCAGAUGAUGAACAUCUUGAUCAAUUGUCUGAAACAAAGAAGUGUGUUGCCACACCAUUUGUUGCUUCCAAUCACUUUCAAGCCAAUGACGUGGUCAAGAAGUUGGCAGACAUUGUAAAAGAGAUACGAACUCAGUAUGCUGGAGACAUUUCUGGUAAUCACAAUACAAUUUUUGGCAAUGAUGACUCGUAUUACAAUGGAGGUACUCCUCUAUGCGUGUUUUUUGUCAAGGGAUGUUGUAGUAUGGGUAGCCAGUGCAGAUUCUCUCAUUUUCUUGAAGCAAAAAGACCUGUCUGCAAAUUCUUUUUCACUUUGCAGGGUUGUAGAAAUGGAGAAUCAUGUUCAUUUUCUCACGAUGUUCAUCACUCUUCAACCUUACCUGGCUCAACCACAUGCCUUCCGGAGGAUGGUCCUGCUAAUGCUAUGUCCCUUCUGCAAUUACUGCCAGCACCUGCAGCUGGAAGCGUUCUUUUGUUGGAUGACACUGAUAUGCAUUUCACCUCAAACCUUGCUCGUUUCUAUGAUCCAUCUAGAAUUAUCUCUACAACUUGUCUGACAGAAAAAUACAUAAAUGAGGUAUCAUUGUCUGGGGUCAGAAUCCACUGGGGCCUCCACCACCCUUACCAGACCAUCAUUUCCGAUGGAGUGGAAAACCCAAUUCCAUGGGAUGAGGUCAAGCUUGUCCUUUGGUUUCCUAGUCUAGAUGGAUAUAACGAAACUUUGGAUAAGCAGAAAAUUCUUGUGCAGAGUUUCUUUGAGUAUCUAGCCCUCCGAAUAUUGGGUGAUGCCCUCCAUGAAUUGAAGGUCAUCCUUACUGUUAACAACAUCAAAUUUUCACUACUAGAGGUGGAAAGGCUGGCAAGAGACAGCUUCUUCUUCCUUACCAAGUCAUUCCCAUUUGAUGAAACAAGCUUUGGAGAGUUGCCAAACAGAUCCACCUUUUACAAGCCAAUGGUGCAAUCAAGACCCAUAUCAUAUGUUUUCGACCUUCAUCCUCCUACUGACAUCCAAUUUGGUGAAUAUGCAGCAGUGCUUCACAAACAUCUACAUAGUACAUCAUAGAACAUCUGAGGCUUUAUGGAUUUGUGGGGCAGUUCAUAGUAUGAAUGUUGAUUGCAUAAAUAAAUCUAAUCAUUUAUU